Nannizzia gypsea CBS 118893 is the source of this 1677-nucleotide messenger RNA. RefSeq lists its product as hypothetical. The transcript has a single exon. Lineage: Eukaryota; Fungi; Ascomycota; Eurotiomycetes; Onygenales; Arthrodermataceae. The coding region runs from base 1 to 1677 and encodes 558 amino acids. The record is from RefSeq and is a predicted model, not a curated record.
AUGGAAUUCUCUCCCUAUAGCGAAAUUGGCCGAGGCCAGAAACUCCUAUACGUCGCGCCACGUAUUCGAGAAAUACACCCAUACAUAGAACGGGGUACUGGAAUGAUGCUGCUCAAAGGCGCCCCUGGAGUCUUUCUGCUUCUCGCAAAACCGAAUUUUACUACACGCCCCGGCGUUAUGAUGUGUGACUUGGAUCCGGAGAAUGAGACAACAGUAUCAGAGACCAUCCAACAGAAUCCCCGUUCUAUAAUCAGGAUGCUGCCUCUCCAGAUCAUGCAAAUGAUUAUCACAGGCAUGCAUAUAAUCGACGUUCUUCAUUUCGGACUCACCUGCUCCGAGGCGUGGGCAGCAGCAUGGCCUACCCUCAUGAAGUUUAGUAUCAGCUCUCUGGGUACCUGGGUUAAUACGCCUAUCAUCUGUGGAGGGGAAGGAAGAACACUGCUGGGAACCUACCGUCCAGACGAACCGGCCGAAGGAGACGAAUAUGAGCGGAACAUAGACACACUGCUUCGAGCACGGGGAACCAGGAUCCGUUUAAGGUCGACGAGAAUCCAGCAAAACGGCAUUGCAAACGGACACAGCCGGCUUUUUCAAAGCCCAACGAAUGGGGUCAGUCCAGGGAGGAGCUCAAACGAGGUUGAAAGCCAGAUAGAUGGGCUUCAACCUAGAAGACCACUCCCAAGCCUACAUAUGAACGAGACAAAUGAGUCUCGCCCUAUAAGGCUACCCCCAGGCCUAGAAUUGAGUCCGACAAGAAGGGUUGCUCCUUUAGUACCACCAGGCUUAGGUCCAGACCGGGAAGAUUGGUUCAUUCCUAGAAUGCUCCCAAGCCUAGGUCCAAAUGGGAAUAAUCCAAGUCAAGUAAAUGGAAAUCAAACUGAUUCUCGACAACCAUACAGACAUACUGGGAGGCUGCCGGAACGGAUGCGACGGCGGGCUGAUAGGUUGCGCUCAAGACGGCAAAAUGGGAUUAAUCAAGGUCAUUCAAACGGUGCUCAUUCGGCUCUAGAGGAUGAUAUCGAUUCAAUUUAUGCAAACGGCAAUGGCUCGACGGUGAGCCAAAUUCUGCAGCCAUUAGCAUUCAGACUUAACGAAGAGGCCAACCGUAUUCCAGUGCAGCCGUCAGACCCUGUACCGCCCCGCCCACCCCGGAUUUCCUCAAUAGAAUUACUUUCAACACUGGUGCAUCAGGCCUGGGCGUUUUUUGGGAAGACUAGGGAUGUAAUCAAAGAUUGCCUGCCUCCCGACCUCCGUAUGCCAGCUAAUACAUAUAUCAGGACCGGAGCAUACUACCCGGUUGACCUGUUAACCAUCAUUAACCCUUGCCCGGCCAAUCUCUACAAGACUGAGCCCGGCGACAUAUGGGUUCUAAGAAGUCUGACGGUGCGCCAGUACAUCCGCUCUACUGACAUUGCCUUGCAUCCUGGCUACAUCAGUGGGCCGUUUAUUAUGGGUAUCGGUUUCAGCGAGGCAGUCUUCGCCAUGACCAUAUGGACUGACACAAGUAAGGGCCGCUGGGCUGGCCAUGCUUUGGAUAUCGUUCCUCUAAGCAAACUGGAGGCAGAAGAUGGAGAAUGGGAGGAUGUAGGAAGAGUGAUUGCAGGAUAUCUCCAUCAUCACUUCAGGAGGCACUACGGCGCAGAUUGGAUAGAAGAAACCGUGAAGCUCGGGUGGUAA